CAGACCCACAUCACAUCCGAGUUCACUAAAAUGCACCAGAUUCUCACUGAGAAAGAGCAGCGUUUACUCAGAGAUCUCAGGGAAGAAGAGGAGAGGGUUGUAGAACCAAUGGAGAAAAUCCUUCGAGAGAUUCAGGAGAAUUUACAUUCCACUGAGGAGGAACUCUCAAAGUUGCAGAAACAGAUGGAGCAAAAAGACGAAUUGAUCUUUCUGAAGGAGGAAGCUUGUCGGAAGAGAAGGAUUGAUGAUGAGGAGAAGACACUCUCAGCUUCUGAUGGCUCUCUGUCUCUCGGACAGUUCACUGGCCUUUUACAGUACACAGUCUGGAGAGAAAUGAUACACACUAUUCACCCAGCUCCAGCCUCUCUGACUCUGGAUCCGAACACAGCGCAUCCCCGGCUCAUCCUGUCUGAGGACCGGACCAGUGUGAGACUCGGAGACACAGAGCAGCCGCUCCCUGACUCCCCGGAGAGAUUUGAUUCCUGUCACUGUGUCCUGGGAUCAGAGGGAUUCACAUCAGGGAGACAUUACUGGGAAGUGGAGGUGGGGGAGGAGACCUGGUGGAUUCUGGGAGUGGCCCGAGAGUCUGUGAUGAGGAAAGGGGAGAUCACCCCGAGCCCGGAGACCGGAUUCUGGAUUGUGAGGCUGGUACCCGGAUGUGGUUAUUUUGCCGCCACCUCCCCCUCACUGACCCCCCUCUCCCCGAGUGUGAAUACCCGGAAGAUCGGGGUUUUCCUGGACUAUGAGGGUGGACAGGUGUCAUUUUACAAUGAGGACACCAUGUCCCAUCUCCACACUUUCACCCACACUUUCACUGAGAGGCUCUUUCCCAUCUUCAAUCCGGGAGGGAAUGACGGCGGGAAAAACUCCGCCCCGCUGACAAUCUGCGGGAUUAAAGGGCACUAACAAAUCCAUCCCAUAAUUUCACCCCGUCCCCCUGCCUCCUGCCAGCUGUAAACUGAUGGGGGUCGGUCUCAGUCUGGGGGAAAGAAGGAGGGGGAGAGAAGAAACAAAUAGAAGCUCAAUUGUAGAGAGGGACUGACUGGGUAGAGUGAGCUGUGAGCUGCAGGAACCCGGGGACCUUCCUGCCUGUAAUGUUGCUCCACAGGCGGGAGGUGGCGCUACAUGACGGUGAUGGAGAUGAAUCAGUCAAUGGGUCUCAGACUGGGCUCAGAGGAGUCUUUCCAGGAGGGACACCAAAUCAUUUCCCUGCAGGGUCAGCGGAGUGUUUCCGGGGGGAAAUUUAAAUCAUUUCCCUGCAGAGUCAGUGGGGUCUUUGCAGGGGGACUGGGCUCAAUCAAAAUAAACAUUUCAGACUGAUCUUCUUUAGACUUCCACCGUGUGUCAGUAAUGUACAUGAUUUAGUGACAUAGCGAGACUAGUCUUGUUUUGUUCAGGUUUGUAACUAUUGUCCAGAAUUUUGCUGCUCUUUCAUAAAAUUGGAAAAUUUGAAAACCUCAGAUUUGAAAGGGAUGGGUGAACCCAUCAUUUAUGCCAUAAUCAGAUAAUAUUUAACCAUGUUUGAAACUGUUCAGUUGGUACAAACUGAAAUGUAGCUGGAAUUACAGUUAUUACUUGUCCCUGAGUUAUUAUCUAUCAUCAUUAUCUGCACUGAAAUCAUCCUUACGUCAGCCCAAUGAAAAGAUCAGUUUGAUAAAAAUCAUUAAUUACUCUUGCACUCUGUGCGCGGAACCAAUUCAGAUUUUGACAAUGUUUAUGUUUAUGUAAUUAUAAUUUAUGUUGGAGGGCACUAUCAAAUUCUUCAAUCAAAUCAACAUCUUUGAUUCACUAGAGUGUAAGUAAGGCUUUUAAAAAAAAACUUCAUCAAUAAAUCCAAGAGAGUAA
Messenger RNA from Chiloscyllium plagiosum (whitespotted bambooshark), 1845 nucleotides. Lineage: Eukaryota; Metazoa; Chordata; Chondrichthyes; Orectolobiformes; Hemiscylliidae. The record is from RefSeq and is a predicted model, not a curated record.